AUGCUCGCAAGCAUCUGGGCCGUCCUCAAGGCCUACUGGGAUCUUGGCUUCACGUCCUUUGGUGGGCCGGGCGUACACGUUGUGCUUCUCCGCAAACGUUUUGUCAACAAGUUGAACUGGGUCGAUCAAGUGACGUUCCUUGACCUCUUCGCACUUGGCAACGCCCUCCCCGGCCCCGGAUCGACCCAGCUCGCAUUCUCCAUUGCCGUCGUUGCGCAGGACACGCCUACCGACGAGCGCCGCGUAUCUGCCCCCUCGGUCCCCUCGGUCCAAAACGAACCACCAGAAUGCGAGUCUGAAUCUGGGCACCGGCCAUCGCCUCGCUCAAUCGAGGCGGCAGCCGAGGAAACCAACCGCCUCCGCGUCGUCUCGACACCCGUUGCCAUCGCACUCCUCCUCGGCUUCGUCCUCUUCCUCACCACCCCGCUGGCCACUCGUGCCGGCCUCCAAAACGCCGACCGCACAGUCCCCCGCGCCCUUGACUUCUUCUCCAACAUGGUCGUGGCCGGAACGAUCAUCUUCGGUGGCGGACCAGUCGUCAUCCCCCUCCUCCGCGACUACGUAGUCGUAGAAGGCUGGGUCACCGACCGAGACUUUCUCCUAAUCUUCGCCAUUCUCCAAGCCUUCCCCGGCCCCAACUUCAACUUUGCCGUUGCGCUCGGAGCGUUGGCAGUUGGGCAUAAUAGGGGAUUGGGCGCGUUUUUGGGAUACGUCGGCAUUUUUGGUCCUGGGAUUUUGCUCAAGCUCGCCCUGCUUCCGUUGUAUGCUAAUUGGAGGGAGAGGGCCGUGGCAAGGAGUGUUAUUCGCGGUCUUAAUGCGGCGGCGAGUGGGUUGGUGUUUACCGCCGUGUGGCAGCUGUUCUUGGUCGGGUACGUUUACGUCGCGGCCGAUGGAGAAAGCAGGCAGGCUGUGAGUGGGCCAUUGACCGCCGACCCGUUCUGGGCCGUCGUGGCAACAGGCUCCUUCUUGGCUUGUAGGAAUUACAAAGCGCCCCCUUGGCUUGCCGUGGGCGGUGGGGCGGUCGCGGGUCUGUGCUGGUACGGCGUGCAUGUAAAGAACCAUGGGUGA
Cutaneotrichosporon cavernicola is the source of this 1068-nucleotide messenger RNA. RefSeq lists its product as uncharacterized. The transcript is spliced from 3 exons. The record is from RefSeq and is a predicted model, not a curated record. Gene Ontology annotation, molecular function: chromate transmembrane transporter activity. Lineage: Eukaryota; Fungi; Basidiomycota; Tremellomycetes; Trichosporonales; Trichosporonaceae. Gene Ontology annotation, biological process: chromate transport. The coding region runs from base 1 to 1068 and encodes 355 amino acids.